AUGGCGGAUGAAGAUGCAGUGAUCUUGCAGCAGAAUCUUGAUAGGAGUUGCUGGGUAUGCUUUGCAACAGACGAGGAUGACCGCACAGCAGAGUGGGUGCGUCCAUGCCGCUGCCGGGGUUCCACCAAGUGGGUCCACCAGGCCUGCCUACAGCGCUGGGUGGAUGAGAAGCAGCGUGGCAAUAGUACAGCACGCGUAGCCUGUCCACAGUGUAAUGCAGAGUAUCUCAUCGUCUUUCCCAAACUGGGGCCUGUGGUCUACGUACUGGACCUGGCUGACCGGCUUAUCUCCAAGGCUGGACCCUUCGCAGCCGCCGGCAUCAUGGUGGGAUCCAUAUACUGGACCGCCGUCACGUAUGGUGCCGUCACUGUCAUGCAGGUGGUGGGCCACAAGGAGGGUCUCGAUGUUAUGGAGCGGGCCGACCCUCUCUUCCUUCUCAUUGGCCUGCCCACCAUCCCUGUCAUGUUGAUUCUUGGCAAGAUGAUCCGCUGGGAGGAUUACGUCCUACGCCUGUGGAGGAAGUACUCCAACAAACUACAGAUCCUCAACAGCAUAUUCCCUGGAAUCGGCUGCCCGGUCCCUCGUAUCCCGGCCGAGGCGAGCCCCUUGGCCGAUCACGUCUCCGCCACCCGUAUCCUGUGCGGUGCGCUAGUGUUCCCCACCAUCGCCACCAUUGUGGGGAAGCUGAUGUUUAGCAGCGUCAACUCCAACCUGCAGAGGACCAUCCUGGGAGGUAUCGCCUUCGUGGCCAUCAAGGGGGCAUUCAAAGUGUACUUCAAACAGCAGCAGUACAUGAGGCAAGCCCACCGCAAGAUCCUCAACUUCCCUGAGCAGGAAGAAGCCUGAGAACCCGAGCAGGUGCAGACCAAUGGUGGAUGAGGUUUUGGGGGUGAUCAGUUGGUCUCACCCUCCCACAAAUGACAUAUCGCCGGAAUCCUGCCAACAUUUGUUUUUAAACCUUUGAUGCAUCUGUGUGCUGAAAAUGGACAACACACAACAAACACGCACACUACAGAAUGUGUACACACAUCAGCAGUGGGAUUUUUUUUAUGGACUGGAAAAGUCCCCUUUGCCAGUGUUUGCGUUGCUUCUCUUUGGAGUCACCAUAAUGUUUGGGAUGUAUAACCGAUAAAUAACAUGUUAAGAAUUGGUGUUCAAACACAACCAAGAAGCAUGAAGUGAUUAACUUGCUGGAAAUCUUUCUUGAUGCUUUUCCUCCUCAAAUUGCUCCCAAGAGAGCAUGUGAAGAAACCUUUUUUUUUUAAAGCCUUGAUAGCUUCCCUUUGAUUGUCUGGAAUGCUCAUAAAAACAAUCACCUGAUAAAAUUAAAUAUUUUUAUCCGGAGGGAGGCAAACAUGGACAUGCUGAUCCCAUGGGAACACAAAAGCAAGGAUACGAUGAAACCUUUUUUGGGGGUGCAGGCAUGCAUGAAUGUUGUUGUGGCACACACAUCUUCAGGACUUGUGAAAAAUUCAAACGCCUCACUCAUUUCCCAUGCAGCCAUCCAAUACCACUGACACAAACGUUCCAACAGCAACAAUUACGAAGGUGAAUCGGGUCAACUGUACAAAUUUACCACAAGUAGGUUUAACUGCUUGAUUUUCUACGAAAAUGCACGAGGGUGGAGCUAUGGCUACAAAUGCUGUAAGUUGCUUUUUUCUCUCAGAGGAGACUGUCAGACUAUGUAAUUUUAUUGUGAAAAGACACUGUUUGGGAAUGUUUAAACUGCAUGUGUAAACUUGGUGAGCUUUUCCUGCACCCUCACAGUGUCUCAUUUCAGUCUUUUGGUAUCUGUUCUGUGAAUAAAUGUAUUUUUCCAAAUACAAA
Molecule: messenger RNA, 1827 nt
Organism: Hippocampus comes (tiger tail seahorse)
Lineage: Eukaryota; Metazoa; Chordata; Actinopteri; Syngnathiformes; Syngnathidae
Gene: marchf5
Product: membrane-associated ring finger (C3HC4) 5
Exons: 6
Coding region: 1-846 (281 amino acids)
Molecular function (GO): zinc ion binding
Source: RefSeq, a predicted model, not a curated record